This is a messenger RNA of Postia placenta MAD-698-R-SB12, 582 nucleotides long. RefSeq lists its product as hypothetical. Lineage: Eukaryota; Fungi; Basidiomycota; Agaricomycetes; Polyporales; Adustoporiaceae. The record is from RefSeq and is a predicted model, not a curated record. The coding region runs from base 1 to 582 and encodes 193 amino acids. The transcript has 4 exons.
AUGUCCCGUCUGCCGGCGCGAUCGCAUGCACCGCCAUCCGCCGUCCUAUUGGUCGACGAUGAGCACGCAGCACUACCACAACCGAGGACCUACCGCCGCGCGCACCCAAACCGCCCCUUCCAAAUGCGCCGCAUCGGUCGUUCCCCCGUAAGCAGCCCCACAGGCAUCAAGGCCCGGUCAGCACGUUCACCGUUCAACCUAUCGUGCGGCGCCAUUUGCUUGCGGGCGAGCGAAGGUCAGGGCGCGGCAAUACAAGGCGACGUCAGGUCGUCCCAUGGUCACGCCAUCUCCGCGCCCGCACCAGCAGUGUUCGAGUACCACGGCCCGGUCAGCGCAUGCUUCGUCGAUGCGUGUGCAGAUACUCUCGCGCUGCAAUCAUCGCGGCGGGCGGCGGUCAGCCGUCCUCCGCGGUAUCCCACACACCCACUUGUUACGGGCACCUCCCGCUACUAUCUGCCGUCGGCGGUCCUCCUUGAUAGUGACAACAAAUGGACGCCCGGCCAGAAGCAUUACACCCGUGUCGUCAGUCUCACACCCCCUGAUACAACGGUCUACACUCCUAUAUUGAUGCCUGACUCGUAG